AUGGAUGAAUUUGAUGAAGAUAUUGAACUUGUGCGAGAUAGUAUCAUUACUAUUGAAAGUUCAUCGUGGAAUGCUACCAUACAGAUUGACAGACUUUUGCUAAACACACUUUUAGGGUUCGGAUACAUUAAUGAAACAAUGCUACCGUGGAACAGUGGUCGACCAAUUCAGGUUAAAAUUUUUUGGGGACAAGUUGGUGAAGUUAGUGGUUUUGAAAUCUUACGAGAAACUUAA
This is a messenger RNA of Brugia pahangi, 234 nucleotides long. The record is from the annotation of a GenBank genome assembly. Lineage: Eukaryota; Metazoa; Nematoda; Chromadorea; Rhabditida; Onchocercidae.